Molecule: messenger RNA, 1155 nt
Organism: Cynara cardunculus var. scolymus (artichoke)
Lineage: Eukaryota; Viridiplantae; Streptophyta; Magnoliopsida; Asterales; Asteraceae
Exons: 2
Coding region: 1-1155 (384 amino acids)
Molecular function (GO): zinc ion binding; nucleic acid binding
Source: RefSeq, a predicted model, not a curated record
AUGGAUUUCGUCCUUCAUAUCAGUAAAUGUGCUGGAGGGAGCAAAGUGGAGUUUACGGCCUGUUUACUGCACGGACGGGCAUUAACAUGGUGGAAUACCCAGAUACGAACCCGAGGUCAAGAAGUAACCAACAGACUUACGUGGGAAGAAUUCAAGAAAUUACUCAAGGAAGAGUACUGUCCGAGGAGCGAGAUCCAGAAGUUAGAAGCAGAACUGUGGAAUCACGAAAUGAAGGGAAGUGAUGUAGACUCAUACACUGCUCGCUUUCAUGAGCUAGCAAAACUGGUGCCACACUUAGUAUCACCCAAAGAGAACCAAAUUGACCGUUAUGUUUGGGGUUUAGCUCCAGAAAUCUGGGGGAAUGUGACUUCGGCCAAUCCAAAAACACUUCAGGACGCUGUGAACUUAGCGACAAAACUCACCAACAAUGCUAUUUGGUCAGGAUCAUUUGCAAAUGAUAAAGUCAAGGAUAAGAGAAGAAUGGAGGAGCCCAUGAGAAAGAACUACAGCGAGAGGGGCGGUAAGGCCCAAAAAGUGAUAAGAAACUUUGGGGCUCAGACACAGACAGUAGAAAAGGGCAAGGGAACUUACUCUAAGUGUGAUAAGUGCAUUAAUCACCAUGGUGGAAGAUGCAUCAUCUGUCUCAAAUGCAACAAAGGAGGUCAUUUCUCUAAAGAUUACAGGAGCGGAAGGAGACGAACAUGCCACGAGUGCGGAAGUUCGGAUCACUUCAGAAAUGCAUGCCCGAGACUGAAUCGAGGGCCAGUUACUAACCCAUCACGACCAGUCAACCAAGAAAAUCAAGGAGGCCAAGCACGAGGUCGAGCGUUUGAGAUUGGCGUAGAAGAAGCUAGGCAAGACCUGAACGUGGUCACAGAUGACAUACUGAUCUAUUCGCAAAACAAGGAGGAGCAUGAGCGGCACUUAAAGUUAAUACUUGAGCUGUUAAGGGAUCAAAAAUUUUAUGCCAAAUUCUCCGAAUGCGAAUUUUGGGUUCGUGAGGUGCACUUCCUUGGUCAUGUGGUAAAUGAGAAGGGAAUUCAUGUUGAUCCGGCCAAAGUUGAAAUUUGCCAAUUUUUUGGGUUAGAAGGUUACUAUCGCCGUGUUAUUUCAAAUUUCUCCAAGAUCGCACAACCACUGACGGCAUUAACCUAG